Messenger RNA from Ostertagia ostertagi, 324 nucleotides. The record is from the annotation of a GenBank genome assembly. Lineage: Eukaryota; Metazoa; Nematoda; Chromadorea; Rhabditida; Trichostrongylidae.
AUGGGAGUAAGUACCGUUGGUCCAGCACUUGCAUUUAUUGGUGGAGGAUAUUUGUUGACAAUAUGGGGAGAUAUUGGAAAGUCUAAUUACCUAGACCUCAGCAUCAAUGGCCCAUCGGAUCCACGGUGGUAUGGCGCGUGGUGGAUAGGAUUUCUGGUUGCUGGCCUUGCUUCCUUUAUUACUUCGUUGCCGCUGUGUAUGUUCCCAAAAAAACUGAACGACACGGAUGAGCGCAAAAAGAAUGAUGUCGUACAAACUCAUGUCAAACUCAAUGUUGACUUCUCUGGUGACAAAUUUGCAUAUUUCAAAAUUUUCAAGGUAUGA